This is a messenger RNA of Medicago truncatula (barrel medic), 2797 nucleotides long. Its product is annotated as leucine-rich repeat receptor-like protein kinase TDR. Lineage: Eukaryota; Viridiplantae; Streptophyta; Magnoliopsida; Fabales; Fabaceae. The transcript has 2 exons. Gene Ontology annotation, molecular function: protein binding. The record is from RefSeq and is a predicted model, not a curated record. Bases 409 to 2412 code for a protein of 667 amino acids.
UAUUGGUGUUUCUCAGCCUUAUAACAUGUAUCAAAAGCAAUUCUCUAAUUUCAUUUUAAACACUUUCAAGGUUUCAAGGUUUUGUGCUUUUCUUCAUCCCGUGUUAUCUACUUUACCAAAAACACUACUGAAUCAAACUCACUCAAUUAACCUUCUAUCAAAACCACCUCCAAAAUUCCACAAAACUGCACAUUUUUUCAAGAACUCUUUAAAUCCCUCUUUCUCUAACCAUUCAAUCAUCGUGGAUACUAACAACAGUAAAAAGCUGAGAGAAAAAGUGAUGCACAUUUUGUAAUAUCUCCUCUUUUUCACUGAGCAACAAUAACAGAAGGAAGUUGGACAGAUUUUGUAAUCACCGUCGACACCGCCCUCGACCUUUCACUGCUCCUAAAUACAUCAAUUCUCUCAAUGUCAUUACCAAUGAAGAUUUUAAAAUUCUUCUGUUUCAUUAAUCUUCUCUCUAACUUCAUCUUAUCAUCAUCUUUAGCAGUUGAUCCUUAUUCACAAGCACUCCUAAGUCUAAAAUCUGAGUUUAUAGAUGAUAAUAAUAGCUUGCAUGACUGGGUUGUGCCCUUUGGAGCAAACUUAAUUGAAAGUGGAAGCUCCUAUGCAUGCUCUUGGUCUGGGAUCAAGUGUAACAAUAACUCAAUUGUAACUUCCAUAGACCUUUCCAUGAAGAAACUAGGUGGUGUACUAUCAGGUAACCAAUUCAGUGUGUUCACAGAGGUUAAUAAUUUCAACAUGAGUUAUAAUCUCUUCUCUGGGAAACUUCCACCAGAAAUUUUCAACAUCACAGGCUUGAAAAGCUUAGAUAUAAGCAGAAACAAUUUUUCCGGUCAGUUCCCAAAAGGAAUUUCUAAACUAAAAAAUUUGGUUGUACUUGAUGCCAUUAGCAACAGCUUUUCAGGUCAAUUACCUGCUGAAUUUUCAGAAUUGGAAAAUCUUAAGAUUCUCAACCUAGUUGAAAAUUCCUUCAGUGGAAGCAUUCCAUUUGAAUAUGGUUCUUUCAGAAACCUUGAGUUUCUUCUUCUAGCUGAAAAUUCUCUCACAGGAAGUAUACCACCAGAACUUGGUAACCUCAAAACAGUGACUCACAUGGAAAUUGGCUCCAAUUCUUACCAGGGUUUCAUUCCUCCUCAACUAGGUAACAUGAGCCAACUUCAGUAUCUUGACAUUGCAGGUGCAAAUCUAUAUGGUCCUAUUCCAAAGGAACUUUCAAAUCUCACCAAUUUGCAAUCACUUUUUCUGUUCCUAAACCAGCUAACAGGAUUAAUACCAAAUGAGUUCAGCAAAUUUAAAAAACUCACAUAUUUAGAUCUCUCUGAAAAUUUCCUUUCAGGGUCCAUUCCUGAAAGCUUUUCAGAGCUAAAAAGCUUAAGAUUUUUUUGUCUUAUGACCAAUAACAUGAGUGGCACUGUUCCAGAAGCCAUUGCAGAACUACCAUCCUUAGAAUCUCUUCUCAUUUGGGACAAUCAAUUCUCUGGAUCACUCCCAAAGAGUUUAGGCAAAAACUCCAAACUCAAGUGGGUGGAUGUCUCCACAAACAACUUCAGUGGUAGCAUACCGUCAGAUGUUUGUCUUAGUGGAGUGCUAUUUAAGCUUAUCCUGUUUUCAAACAAAUUCACAGGUAGUCUUUUUUCGAUCUCGAAAUGUUCUUCCCUUGUCCGUCUUUGCAUAGAAGAUAAUUCAUUCUCAGGAGAGAUUCCUUUAAAAUUCAGCCAUCUUCCUCAUAUUGCAUAUGUUGAUUUGUCAAAGAACAAUUUUGUUGGUGGGAUUCCUUUAGAUAUUUCUCUAGCUACUCGAUUGGAGUAUUUCAAUGUCUCUUAUAAUAUGAAAUUAGGAGGAAAUAUCCCUUCACAAAUUUGGUCUAUGCCGCAAGUUCAAAAUUUCUCAGCUUCUUCUUGUGGUCUUUUAGGCAAUCUUCCUUCAUUUGAGUCUUGCAAAUCAAUUUCAACAAUUGAUCUAGGUAGAAACAACUUGUAUGGAACAAUCCCAAAAAGUGUUUCGAAAUGUCAUGCUCUUGUGGCAAUCAAAUUAUCCGAAAAUAAUUUGACAGGUCAAAUACCUGAGGAGCUUGCAAAUAUCCAUAUUCUUGAAAUUGUAGAUUUAUCUAAUAAUAAGUUCAAUGGCCUCAUACCUGAAAAGUUUAGUAGUUCAUCAAGUUUACUACUUCUCAAUGUGUCUUUCAACAAUAUCUCUGGUUCAACACCAAAGGGAAAGUCAUUCACAUUAAUGGACAGUAGUGCAUUUGUUGGAAAUUCAGAGCUCUGUGGAGUACCAUUCAGACCAUGUAUUAAGUCAGUAGGCUUAUUAGGCAGCAUCGGAAUUUGGAAGAUUACACAUACUGUGUUACUCUCUGCAGGGUUGCUAAUAAACCUUCUGAUAUUAGGUUUUGGAAUACUUCAUUUCUGAAAGGGAUUCAAGAGUCGAAAGAAAAUGCUCAUCUCCAAUUACAACUAAUCAGGAAACAGAACACAAUGAAGCAAUGAAAGAGGAACUUCUAAGAGAAGAUUGCAAUGGUAAUAAAGUGGCUUCUGAUAGUACAAUGCAAGAGAUUAAACUGGUUCUUGAGGUUGCUAUGCUUUGCACUAAAAGCAGAUCAUCCGAUCGACCAUCCGUGAAAGAUCCUGAUGCGUAUGAAUAAGUAUUUUAAUGUUAUAGUUUGUAAUUUUAAUGAUAAGUCAUAUGUUAUUAUGCAUGUAAUUAAUGAAAUGGUGGUUGAGGAAACUGUCCUCACAUCUUCGUAGGAAUGUAGUUAUUUGUCUAUAGGUAGUUAUUUGUGUAUGCUAUUUAAGAA